Messenger RNA from Brassica oleracea var. oleracea, 1995 nucleotides. RefSeq lists its product as uncharacterized. The annotation marks the transcript as partial. The record is from RefSeq and is a predicted model, not a curated record. The transcript has 4 exons. Lineage: Eukaryota; Viridiplantae; Streptophyta; Magnoliopsida; Brassicales; Brassicaceae.
CUGUUGGUUUUACUUGAGGAUUUGCUACCUCAUGAAGACAAUGUCCUUCCCAAGAGUUUAGCUGCAAUCAAGAAAUUUCUGAAGAUCUUUGGGUUCGGCUACGACAAUAUUCAUGCUUGCAAGAAUGAUUGCAUACUGUAUAGGAAGGAGUAUGAGAACCUAGAAAGCUGUCCAAGAUGCAAAGUUUCAAGAUGGGAAAUGGAUAAGCACAGUAAUGAGAUAAAGGUCGGGAUUCCGGGAAAGGUCCUUAGAUAUUUUCCAAUCAGGGACAGAUUUAGGAGGAUGUUUAGAUCAAAAAGGAUGGCCGAAGAUCUGCGUUGGCACUAUACCAAUGCCGCUGAAGAUGACUUUGCUGUUGAUCCAAGGAAUCUUCGAGUUGGGAUUUCUACAGAUGGGAUGAACCCUUUCUCCAUGCAAAACACCAAUCACAGCACAUGGCCAGUGUUGUUAGUGAACUAUAACACGUCUCCAGCCAUGUGUAUGAAGGCUGAGAAUAUAAUGUUGACAUUGUUGAUCCCUGGUCCAACAGCUCCUGGUAAUAACAUAGAUGUUUACCUAGCACCACUGAUAGACGAUCUAAAAGAUUUGUGGGCUGAGGGUAUUGAAGUGUACGACUCAUUUGCGAAGGAGAAUUUCAAACUCAGAGCCUUGCUGCUUUGGAUUAAUAGUGACUAUCCAGCCUUAGGAACACUGUCUGGAUGUAAAGUAAAGGGGAAACAAGCCUGCAAUGUAUGUGGAAAGGAUACACCUGCAAGGUGGCUUAAGUUUAGCCACAAGUUUGUCUACAUGGGAAACAGAAAGAGACUACCGCCUGGCCAUCGUUACAGAUAUAAAAAAGCUUGGUUUGACAACACUGUGGAGGAUGGGAAUGCAAAUAGGAUACAAACUGGCGCUGAGAUAUAUGAGACACUACAAGCUUUUAGGAAUGAUUUUGGUAGACCUCUAGAGAAGGAAAAAAAAGGGAAAAGACCAGAGUUGGAAGAUGAUGAGAGCGUUCAAGAAGAAGAGUGUGAAGAAUCAAAUGAACUAUGGCGGUGGAAGAAGAGAUCAAUAUUCUUUGAAAUACCUUACUGGAAGGAGUUGCCUGUUCGUCACAAUAUUGAUGUUAUGCACGUAGAAAAGAAUGUGUCGGAUGCUAUAUUGUCUCUCUUGAUGCAAAGUGCGAAGUCAAAAGAUGGGUUGAAAUCAAGAAAAGACUUAGAAGAUAUUGGAAUCAGAAAGCACUUGCACACAGAGGUGAGGGGAAAGAAAACAUACCUACCUCCAGUUGCCUACUGGUUAUCGAAGAAAGAGAAGACCAUUUUCUGCCAAAGGUUAGCUAAGUCUAGAGGUCCUGAUGGUUAUUGUGGCAAUAUUGCGAAUAGUGUUUCAGUUAACCCUCCAAAUAUUGGUAGUUUAAAGUCGCAUGGUCAUCAUGUCCUAGUACAGAACUUGUUACCAGCUGCAUUAAGAGGGUUGUUACAUAGGGGUCCUAGGAUAGCCAUAAAUAGAUUAUGCAGUUACUUCAACAGGUUGUGUCAGCGCAUCAUUGACACGGAGAAAAUUAUAUCCAUGGAGACAGAGUUUGUGGAAACAAUGUGUCAACUGGAGACCUUCUUCCCUCCAGCCUUUUUUGAUAUCAUGUUCCACUUUCCAAUACAUCUAUCAAAAGAGGCACGCUUGGGAGGACCAAUAUACUUCCGCUGGAUGUAUCCCUUCGAAAGAUACAUGAAAACACUAAAGGCUUUUGUUAAGAAUUAUGCAAGGCCAGAAGAAUGUAUGGCUGAGGCGUAUUUAGCUGGAGAAUGCAAUGCAUUUUGUUUAGAGUUCCUUAAAGAUUCAGUACCAGUUCAAGAAGCAGUUAAUCGUAAUGAAGAUGUUGAGGCUGACAGAAUGGUGGUUGAAGGCCGACCUCUGCAGAAGGGUAUAGUGGUUGCCAUUUCAAAUAAAGAUAGAGACAUUGCACAUCGCUAUGUGCUAAUGAACAUGGCAUCUUUGGAUCCCUUUCUUGAGUAA